CAUUGACUGCAAGCGAUAUAUCAGUUCAAAGUGGCAGUGUUUUUGUUGGCGUGUGCAGGAAAAGUUUAUUUGCUGAAAAACUGAGGGAAAUACAAGUGAAAUUGCCAGAAAAUCUACAAGAUAACAAGUUUAAAUAGUGUUUCAGUGAACAGUAUUGAAAUUCAUACUGAAAAUCCUGGGAAUCGAGUCUAAACAAAGAGAUUGUGAAACAUAACCUCACAUUUGGUGAUUAUCGCAAGUCAUUUGACAGCAGUCUCCGGAGAUUUUUUGGAAAAAUGGUCGAGGAGGUCAAGAUAGCAAUUGAGAAGGAUAACAAGGCACCUCAGGAUGAGAAGGAGAAACCAAAGGUGGCCGAGGAGGAGAAAUCUGAACUGUCGGAGGAUGAUAAGCAACUCCAAGAGGAAUUGAAUAUGUUGGUGGAGCGUCUGCAGGAACCCAAUCAGGAUCUCUAUUUGCCAGCAUUGGAGGCACUGAGGAAAUUGAUAAGGGCUUCUACGACGUCUAUGACGUCUGUGCCGAAACCACUGAAAUUCAUGAGGCCACACUAUGAGACAAUGAAGGAGAUAUACAAGAAGAUGGUGACUGGUGAGCAAAAAUUUGCCUGUGCAAAUAUUAUUUCAGUUCUGGCCAUGACAAUGGGUACUACUGGGAAAGAAUGUUUGGUUUAUCGGUUUUUGUGUGAUCCUACGGAUCAAAUUGGAGACUGGGGACAUGAAUAUGUGAGGCACUUGACGUGGGAAAUUAGUCAAAAUUGGAAUGAGACUUCGGAAAAUUUCCGGACACGUUUGAUUGAUCUGGUGAAGCAGAUUGUGCCCUACAACAUGACGCACAAUGCUGAAGCUGAUGCUUGUGAUUUGCUAAUGGAGAUUGAGCAGUUGAACUUGCUGGAGGAGUAUGUGGAUGAAAGUACGUAUCCUAGGGUUUGUUUGUAUCUCCAGAGCUGUGUUCCCUAUGUCCCAGAUCCCGAGAAUACCACUCUGCUGAAGGUGGCACUGAGUAUCUUUCGGAAAUUCAAGCAGUACACUCAGGCAAUGCGUCUGGCUUUGAUGCUAAAUGACAUCCCAGUGAUUGAAGAAGUCUUCAAUUCCUGCGAAGACACGUCUAUCCGGAAGCAAUUGGCUUUUAUGUUAGUGCGUCAGCAGAUCUUCAUUGAGGUGAAUUCCAGUGCUGCUGACUAUGAUGAUCUCGUGGAAAUCAUGUCAAAUUCCCAUCUAAAUAAUCAUUUUCUCAAUCUUGCCCGUGAGCUGGACAUUAUGGAGCCCAAGACACCUGAAGAUGUCUACAAGUCUCAUCUGGAGAACUCCCGGACACCCUUUGGGGCCACUCCGGUGGAUUCUGCACGGCAGAAUCUGGCAGCAAGCUUUGUCAAUGGCUUCGUCAAUGCAGGCUUUGGCCAGGACAAGUUGCUGAUGGAGGAUGGGAAUAAGUGGCUGUACAAAAACAAAGAGCACGGCAUGCUGAGUGCAACAGCCUCCUUGGGUCUCAUUCUGCUCUGGGAUGUGGAUUCUGGACUGUCAUCUAUCGACAAAUACCUAUAUUCAGCAGAGGAUCACAUCAAAUCCGGAGCCCUCCUGGCCUGCGGCAUUGUCAAUUGUGGCGUGAAGAAUGACAUUGAUCCGGCUCUGGCUCUGCUCUCUGACUAUGUCCUCCAUCAGAACACGACCAUGAGGAUUGGAGCAAUUCUGGGAUUGGGUUUGGCCUAUGCAGGAUCCAAUAGAGCCACUGUCCUGGAAUUGCUAUGCGGGGUGUUCAAUGUGGACAGGAAGACAGGUUCGACGAUUGAGUUGAUGGGAAUGGCAGCACUUGCAGUUGGAAUGAUCGCUGUGGGAUCCUGCAAUGCUGACAUCACUGAAACACUCAUCCAAACCAUCAUGGAGCGUUCAGAAGCUGAUUUCAAGGAUACCUAUGCUAGAUUCCUGCCCCUGGGCUUGGGUUUGCUCUACCUAGGACGUCAGGAGGCAGCAGAAGCCGUAAUAGCCGCCCUCGAGGUCAUCCAGGAGCCCUUCCGUUCAAUGGCAACGACAAUGGUUGAAAUCUGUGCUUAUGCAGGAACGGGAAAUGUCCUGAAAAUCCAGCAAUUGCUACACAUUUGCUCCGAACACUACGAACCGGCCACAGAGUCAGAAUCCACGGGGAAAUCGGCGAAAGAUGAGGCAAAGCAGGCUAAGGAAAAGGAGGCACGUGAGAAGGAUCUGUCAUCGACUCAGGCGGUUGCUGUCAUUGGAAUUGCAUUGAUUGCCAUGGGUGAGGAAAUUGGCUCAGAGAUGGCGUUUAGGUCAUUUGGAAACUUACUGAGAUACUGCGAACCGGUUAUUCGCCGAGCAGUUCCUCUGGCUCUGGGCUUGAUUUCUGUGUCAAAUCCCAAACUCAAUAUUCUGGAUACACUGAGUAAGUUCUCUCACGACAGUGACAUUGAGGUGGCACACAAUGCAAUCUUUGCAAUGGGAUUGGUUGGAGCUGGCACAAAUAAUGCUCGGUUGGCAUCGAUGCUACGUCAGUUGGCGCAGUACCAUGCCAAGGAGCCAAAUAAUCUGUUCAUGGUGCGCAUAGCUCAGGGCUUGACGCAUCUGGGGAAGGGUACAAUGACACUGAGUCCAUAUCACAGUGAUCGUCAAUUGAUGAAUCCUGUGGCAGUGGCUGGACUACUGUCGACCCUUGUGGCUUUUCUCGAUGUCAAGAAUAUCAUCCUGGGACGCAGUCACUAUCUCCUGUACACCCUCACGGCAGCCAUGCAGCCCAGGAUGCUGGUGACAUUCGAUGAGAACCUCAAGAGUAUCGCAGUGCCUGUGAGGGUGGGAAUGGCAGUGGAUGUGGUUGGACAGGCGGGGAAACCCAAGACAAUCACGGGAUUCCAGACACAUACGACUCCUGUGCUGCUGGCCAUGGGAGAAAGAGCUGAAUUGGCUACUGAUGAAUACAUCUCAUUGGCGCCCAUCAUGGAGGGAUUCGUGAUACUGCGGAAGAAUCCCAAUUACGUCCCCUAAGGACACUUUUUUCUUUUUUUUAUAUUAAUACUUAGAAGAUUAUGUACUGCUUUUGAGAUAUUUUCGAGAACUAAUUAAAUGAGUAUUUCUCAUAAAAA
This is a messenger RNA of Phlebotomus papatasi, 3082 nucleotides long. RefSeq names its product 26S proteasome non-ATPase regulatory subunit 2 (gene Rpn1). The record is from RefSeq and is a predicted model, not a curated record. Gene Ontology annotation, cellular component: proteasome complex; proteasome regulatory particle, base subcomplex; nucleus. The coding region runs from base 276 to 2984 and encodes 902 amino acids. NCBI's taxonomy places the organism in Eukaryota, Metazoa, Arthropoda, Insecta, Diptera, Psychodidae. Gene Ontology annotation, molecular function: enzyme regulator activity. The transcript is spliced from 2 exons. Gene Ontology annotation, biological process: proteasome-mediated ubiquitin-dependent protein catabolic process; regulation of protein catabolic process.